Molecule: messenger RNA, 2824 nt
Organism: Stereum hirsutum FP-91666 SS1
Lineage: Eukaryota; Fungi; Basidiomycota; Agaricomycetes; Russulales; Stereaceae
Exons: 6
Coding region: 176-2824 (882 amino acids)
Source: RefSeq, a predicted model, not a curated record
GUUGGGGUAUCUUUCGCUUUGUCCUCGGCUAGCUUCGUUACUCUUACCUGUAUUAUACCUAUUGACUUGUGAGGUACCCGAAGACGAGACCGGAUAAUCGAUUUCCUUGCUGAACAACGCCGACACCUAAUAUCUCGAUCAGCACUGCACCUACCUACUUGAUUCAUCUCGAACGAUGGACUCCGAGUCACCUCCGCUAUCACCUCUCAUCUCUCACGCGACUCGUCGAGAAGCAGUGGACAGACAACGAAAGGCUCGACGUUCUUCUUCAGACAUUCAAUCUAAGGACCUUCAUGUGACCUCUAGCCGUGACCUCGCACGCUUGCUGGUCAACGGAGAGCGUGAAGCAAACGAGCUUCGGAAGAUGGUCCUCACUGUGACUGAGCAGUUGAAGGAAGAGUCUCAGCGCGCAGAUGAGAACGAGAGACGGGCCAGAGAGGCUCUCUUCCGAUUCAAAUCUGCAGAUGAAGCCAGAGUGGCCGCACUACAGGACGCCGCAAGGGCAACGGAAGAGUUACGACUAUACAAGAUUCAGCUCGAGUAUGCCCAGAAAGAGAUCUAUAGAGCCCAGGAGGUAUUGAACUCUAUCGAGGAGCAGCGCUUCGAUGCUGAGGCCAGCGCAGCAAGAGCACGUACCACGGCUAGGCAAAUCAAGGAGGAGAGACUUAUUGACUUGGCCAGGGAGGAAGGUAGGAGGUUGGGCCUUCAGGAAGGUCUCACGAGAGGACAACAACUUGGAUUCACCACAGGACGCUAUGCGGGGUAUGAGCAGGCGCGGAGCGAUACCAGUCGUCCCGUCUAUGCGGACGACGAACAGCUAGAAGAGGAACCCCCCUAUGAGCCACCUAUCGACCAGCCAGAGGAAGAUCAGGGCCUUACUCCCAUUGAAGAAGACAUGAUCAAUUUUCCACCACCACCACCUCCUCCACAACGCGCCACACCACCUAGUCCUCCACCUCCGCCACCUCACGACUCUCCCCGCUCUUCUCGCGCUCCGAUAAUCGUUGUCGAACAGCCAUCUAGACAACCUACUCCGGUACACAAUAUAAUGUCUCCGGUCCGACACCCGGCAAACGCGAUCCCCCCUGACAACUGGAUUCCCCGUGUCGAUGAGGACAGCCAAAUUCGACUUCCUCCACCACACGAGAUGCAGGUGGCACCUCCCACGCCUGAAGCCCUCCGUCCUCUUGUCCCAGAGGAAGACCCUCCACUCAUGGUUCCCAAUCCGGCAUCUCGUAGAUCCUCAACUUAUUUUAUCCCACCUGAACAACACCCACAGGCUCGUCGCGAACACCGCCAGCACCGUCAGCACCGGCCUGCGCGCGUCUCUUCCCCUGAGAGCCAAGGGUCAACCACUAUCUCUCAGUUCGAGUUGGUUAGCGAGCCUUAUGGGACUUCUUCUAGUCAGAUGCGUGGAAGUCAUCUAAGCCCUAUUCCGGAGGCUAUGAGUAGCCAUACAACCCCUGCGUACGGAACUCGCAGCAUCUCAAGUUCUCGCCCAGGGUCUGUGGCACCCCAAGGCUCAGGCCGUGGUAGUCCUAAUCCCGUCCCGAUGAACGUCCCGGUUCCGCAAGUAGCUCAACCGACUUUCGCAAACUCUGACGAUCGAGACAGCCACCAUAUAUAUCGUCGCCCAAGCAUGUCUUCUACCAGUUCUUCACGCAAGAGUGAGACGCCUUCCCGGACGCCGUUAGGUUCUUCCGGCACCUUACGCCGCAAAAGUUCAUCGUCUGUUCCGGACAUCACAAUUCAGCCGCCGUCUCGCCCUUCUUCACAGACGCCACAGCAAACGCCUGUUCCGUUUACGGGCGAAUUCCUUACCCCCGAGACUGCUGCACGAAUGCCUUUACCUCCCGAUCCAGCACCACCCCGUCAAACGCCAUCCGUAGAUAAAAGUCCUGCCCCGCACAUGUCUUACUCCACCUACUCGCCAUCCACCGAACCUCGACCCUUGCCCGCAGACGGGCAACUGCCGCCUGGUUUCAUACCGAUCGGAGGAACAAUGCCCAGCGCCCCGUCGCCCUCCCAACACUCACCUAGGGCCAACGCCACCAACUUGCCUGGGAUGUCACCCCUCUAUCAGUCUCAGUCCGAAAACAGCUGGGGCACGCCACAAGUCCCUGUCGCGUUUCCAACAGCCCCAGUAGCGCUGGCAUACCCUACAGCGCCCGUCAUACCAGGCGAAAAUGUCGAUAUACCAGGUCAGGGCACCCGUUCGAGGAGAAACAAAUCACGGCUUGAAUCUGACCCGACUGUUCCAUCUACGAGCUCGACCGCCAGAUCCUCAGUCGUCGUACCUGCCCCGAGCCUCCUUGGACGACCCGAGCCAAGCUCGUCCGACUCCGAAGAUAUAGCCGUUCGAUCUGAUAUCGCAAGCUCCGACGAUACUCUUACCACGCCUCCUCCCUCCCACCACGCUCGUCGUGCCCCGACCACUGCUUCCAGCAAAACAAGGAGCAAGAAAUCAUCCUCUUCUUCCAAGGGUGCGAAAACGCCUAAGAGGCAGGCUUACGCGGUUGCAGACUUGCCUCCAGGCCUUCAAUACCCAAGUUCGCCGAUUGCGGGAGGGGCAAGGUUGCCCGGGACGCCUGGUACGACGACAUCGGUUGCGGCGGCGAGGGUACCAUUGCCUUCGUCUAGUUCGGCGGGAACGGCGAGGACAGUGAGGUCGCAUGCCACUGCCGGCGCAAGGGAUGCUUUGAAUGGGAAUGCAGGGAUGACUCCGGGAAUGCGGAGCGCAUCUCUGCGUGGAGGUGAAGGGAAGAGCACGAAGCUUGUCGGAGUACUGAUCGACUUUUGCUUUGGUAGCGUUAGCGACUUUUAG